Messenger RNA from Aplosporella prunicola CBS 121167, 577 nucleotides. RefSeq lists its product as uncharacterized. Bases 202 to 501 code for a protein of 99 amino acids. The record is from RefSeq and is a predicted model, not a curated record. The transcript has a single exon. NCBI's taxonomy places the organism in Eukaryota, Fungi, Ascomycota, Dothideomycetes, Botryosphaeriales, Aplosporellaceae.
ACAGUAUUUACUAUACAAGUCUACAUAUCUGCACUUAUUCGAGGCUUUACUCUUCAAACUAUAACCUAGCCAAGGAUGUCUACAGCGGGCCGUACUUGAUUCCCUUCCCUCUCUAUAAAAAAAAAAUUAAAAAAAAAAAACGACAAUUAACAAAACGAAGAAACAGACAUUCGAGCCAACAACCCACCACGCAUCAUAGCAAUGGACGAAGAGACGAACAUCGGCGUCGUCAUACUAGGCGGCUGUGGCGUCGACCCAGCAAACAUAGACCACCUGCGCCGUCUAGCCAGACGCCGACACAUGUGGGCCUGUGCUCACGCAAUGGCGGUCACCUGUCUGGCUAUAUUCUUUGGUUUCGCCCUGGAAGGGUUGCUCCGCGAGCUCCGCGUGUUCACGCAGAGCGAAGGGGUCCUGCUGGUCGUGGCUUUGGUGGCGGUGGUUGUGACGGCGUUGCCGGGGGUUCCGUUUGGGUCGCCGAGGGCUGUGGUGCUGUUCCGUUAGGUGGGGGUGGGUUUGGGUUUGGGUUUGGGUUUGCUUGUUUUUUCGUUUUUUUUUUUUUUUUUUUUUUUUUUUUUUU